UGUCGCCAGCUCGAGGACCCGGAUUUAAAGAGACAGGCGCUACAACCGUCGUGGGCUACCCGCGGCCUGUGGGCCCCUGAUCCUGAGGCCUAUGGUGUGCGCCGGAGCCGGGAAGGCAGCUAUAUGACUUUGGCUUCCAAGACCCGCUUCCCACAAAUCCUCCGUGUACUCUGCCAAAAAGAACUGUGCCUAUUCCCAGAGCGACACCACCGGCCUGACGUCCAACUGUUCAGCCAGUGUUCACAGACAGAUCUACUUCAUGGGUGCUGCCUCCUCCUGAGGAAAAAGCCUGUUCUGCCGUUCCAGAGCGACAGUCUAAGACCACGUGCCACCUGCCUUGUUUUCUCACCAGGGUCGCAUGUGGGACUCUGCAGUGCCUCCAGUGAGAUGGCCGAACAGCGGUUCUGUGUGGACUAUGCUAAACGUGGCACUGCUGGCUGCAAAAAAUGCAAGGAAAAGAUUGUGAAGGGUGUUUGCCGAAUUGGCAAAGUGGUACCCAAUCCGUUUUCAGAGUCUGGGGGUGAUAUGAAAGAGUGGUACCACAUUAAAUGCAUGUUUGAGAAACUGGAGCGGGCCCGGGCCACCACAAAGAAGAUCGAGGACCUCACAGAGCUGGAAGGUUGGGAAGAGUUAGAAGACAAUGAGAAAGAACAGAUAACACAGCACAUUUCAGAUUUGUCUUCUAAGUCCACAGGCACACCAAAGAAGAAAGCUGUUGUCCAGACCAAGUUGACAGCCACUGGCCAGGUGACAUCUCCAGCGAAAGGCACCUCUGUAACUAAUACCAACCCCCGGAAAUUUUCAGGCUUCUCAGCCAAACCCAACAACUCUGGGGAAGCCCCCUCAAGCCCUCCCCUUAAGACUAGCCUGUCCUCAAGAAGAUGUGACCCCAAGCACAAGGAUUGUCUGCUGCGGGAGUUCCGGAAGUUGUGCGCCAUGGUGGCUGACAAUCCUAGCUACAACACAAAGACCCAGAUCAUCCAGGACUUCCUGCGGAAAGGCUCAGCAGGAGAUGGUUUCCAUGGUGACGUGUACCUAACGGUAAAGAUGCUGCUGCCGGGUGUCAUUAAGAGUGUUUACAACCUGAAUGACAAGCAGAUUGUGAAGCUUUUCAGCCGCAUUUUCAACUGCAAUCCAGAUGACAUGGCACGGGAUCUAGAGCAGGGUGAUGUGUCAGAGACAAUCAGAGUCUUCUUUGAGCAGAGCAAGUCCUUCCCCCCAGCUGCCAAGAGCCUCCUUACCAUCCAGGAGGUGGACCAGUUCCUCCUGCAGCUCUCCAGACUCACCAAGGAGGACGAGCAGCAGCAGGCCCUGCAGGACGUGGCCUCCAGGUGUACAGCCAAUGACCUUAAGUGCAUCAUCAGGUUGAUCAAACAUGAUCUGAAGAUGAACUCAGGUGCCAAACAUGUGUUAGAUGCUCUUGACCCCAACGCCUACGAAGCCUUCAAAGCCUCACGCAACCUGCAGGAUGUGGUGGAGCGGAUCCUUCGCAAUGAGCAGGAGGUGGAGAAGGAGCCAGGUCAGAGACGGAUUCUGAGUGUCGAGGCCUCGCUGAUGACCCCUGUGCAGCCCAUGCUGGCCGAGGCCUGCAAGUCUAUCGACUACGCGAUGAAGAAGUGUCCCAACGGGAUGUUCUCUGAGAUCAAAUAUGAUGGGGAGCGAGUGCAGGUGCACAAGAACGGAGACCACUUCAGCUACUUCAGCCGCAGCCUCAAGCCCGUCCUACCUCACAAGGUGGCCCACUUUAAGGACUACAUCCCUCAGGCUUUCCCUGGGGGCCACAGCAUGAUCUUGGAUUCAGAAGUGCUCCUGAUAGACAACAAGACAGGCAAACCUCUGCCUUUUGGGACUCUUGGUGUACACAAGAAAGCUGCCUUCCAAGAUGCAAAUGUGUGCCUGUUUGUUUUUGAUUGUAUUUACUUCAAUGAUGUCAGCUUGAUGGACAGGUCUCUUUGUGAGCGGCGGAAGUUUCUCCACGACAACAUGGUUGAAAUUCCCAACCGGAUCAUGUUCUCAGAAAUGAAGCAAGUCACGAAAGCUUCGGACCUGGUCGACAUGAUAAACCGGGUGAUCCGUGAGGGGUUAGAAGGGCUGGUACUGAAGGACGUGAAGGGUACAUACGAGCCUGGGAAACGGCACUGGCUGAAAGUGAAGAAGGACUAUUUGAACGAGGGGGCCAUGGCCGACACAGCUGACCUAGUGGUCCUUGGGGCCUUCUAUGGGCAAGGGAGCAAAGGUGGCAUGAUGUCGAUCUUCCUCAUGGGCUGCUACGACCCUGGCAGCCAGAAGUGGUGCACCGUCACCAAGUGUGCAGGUGGCCACGAUGACGCGACACUCGCACGCCUGCAAAAGGAGCUGGACAUGGUAAAGAUCAGCAAGGAUCCCAGAAAGAUACCUGGCUGGCUGAAAGUCAACAAGAUCUAUUAUCCUGACUUUAUCGUCCCAGACCCAAAGAAAGCUGCCGUGUGGGAAAUCACAGGGGCUGAGUUCUCCAAAUCUGAGGCGCACACGGCCGAUGGGAUCUCCAUCCGGUUCCCUCGCUGCACUCGAAUCCGUGACGAUAAGGACUGGAAAUCUGCCACUAACCUCCCCCAACUUAAGGAACUGUACCAGCUGUCCAAGGAGCGGGCGGACUUCACUGUAGUGGCCGGCAAUGCAGGGGGCAGCAGUGGAGAGAACGAGGGCACCUCAGGGCCUGCUGUGUCCCACAAGGCCCCCAGAGCCUCCCCCAAGAAACCCUCUGCUAGUGGCAAGAAGGCAGAAGGGGGUAAGCAGGGUGACCUUAACAGCAAAGGCGGUAACCUGCGCUCUCCCACAGGCACCACGCUGAGCGCAGGACCGAAGCCACCCGUGAAGCCUUCUCCAGUGAAAGUGGGAGUAAAGCGAAAGGCUCCCGAUGACACCCCAUGCCAAACCAAGGUGCUGCUGGACAUCUUCACUGGGGUGCGGCUCUACCUGCCACCCUCCACACCAAACUUCGGCCGUCUCAGACGCUACUUUGUGGCAUUCGACGGAGAUCUGGUGCAGGAAUUUGACAUGGCCUCAGCCACACAUAUCCUGGGCGGUGGGGACAAGAACCCUGAGGCCCAGCAGGUCUCCCCAGAGUGGAUUUGGGCAUGCAUCCGAAAACGGAGGCUGGUGUCUCCCUGCUAG
Molecule: messenger RNA, 3153 nt
Organism: Chrysochloris asiatica (Cape golden mole)
Lineage: Eukaryota; Metazoa; Chordata; Mammalia; Afrosoricida; Chrysochloridae
Gene: LIG3
Product: ligase III, DNA, ATP-dependent
Exons: 20
Coding region: 124-3153 (1009 amino acids)
Biological process (GO): DNA biosynthetic process; mitochondrial DNA repair; DNA recombination
Cellular component (GO): DNA ligase III-XRCC1 complex
Molecular function (GO): zinc ion binding; DNA binding; ATP binding
Source: RefSeq, a predicted model, not a curated record